This is a messenger RNA of Caenorhabditis auriculariae, 5669 nucleotides long. NCBI's taxonomy places the organism in Eukaryota, Metazoa, Nematoda, Chromadorea, Rhabditida, Rhabditidae. The record is from the annotation of a GenBank genome assembly.
AUGUUGCCAGCGAAGAGACCCAAAGUGAUUAAUGCCUCCGGCAACCAAGCCUCUGAAGUAGAAAAUGGUGAAUUUUCUCAGAAACUUUCCAAAAUAUUCAAAUUUCAGUGCGUCUUCCUGAGCCGGUUGGUGCUGGAGCGAAUGUACAGCAAACCCUUCCGAACCCACCGGCAGUAAACGGAGCAAAUCGUAAGUUCUUCUGAGACUUUUGGAAGAAUCAAACUUUCAGCGCCUAAUCCAAUUCAGCCGGUUGGUGCUGGAGCGAAUGUACAGCAAACCCUUCCGAACCCACCGGCAGUAAACGAAGCAAAUCGUAAGUUCUUCUGAGACUUUUGGAAGAAUCAAACUUUCAGCGCCUAAUCCAAUUCAGCCGGGUGGUGCUGGAGCGAAUGUUCAGCAAAUCCUUCCCAACCCACCGGCAGUGAACGGAGCUAAUGGUAAGUUUUUCUGACACGGGGAGUGCGAAAGGUCGAGGUUUUGGAACUCGAUGAAGCUUUGUAGAUAUAUACUUUUGAACACCCUGAAUCCAAAAAAGUUGAAAAAAAGUGCGCCUUUUUGGUUCUAGUCGAGAUAUGGCGCUUCAAAAUUUGCACGCAAAAAGCGCAAUGGAUGGAAGGAAGGAAUGUGUUGCGGCGGUUAACUCCAGCUGUCAGCAGGCAACGUGAUGUAAUGGCUAGCGGCCUUGCGCUGUGGAACCUGUGAUCCAGGUUCGAAUCCUUUUUGGUGCAAUUUAUUUUUUCCAUUUUUUUUCUUGGAAAAAAUGAUGAAGUUUUGAAGAUGGGUUGUAAAAAACGUUCAAAAUGUUGAAAUUCGCUUUUUUUAUGUCGUAAAUUUUAUCAUCACCAACUUUUUUCGGAAAAUAAGGAAGAGAAAUAUGUUGCAUACAAUUUUGAACUUUUCAUUCGUAUCAUUUUUUGGAGAAAGAGUCUACUGACAACAAGAAAUGAUGGAAAUAAAACUUUUUGUAGAAAAUCUUGCUCAAAACGACAUAAAAAAAGUGAAUUUCCACAUUUUGAGCGUUUUUUUAACCCAUCUUUAAAACUGUUUCAUUUUUUUCCAAGAAAAAAAUGGCAAAAAUAAAUUGCACCAAAAAGGAUUCGAACCUAGAUCACAGGUUCCAUAGCGCAAGGCCGCUAGCCACUACGCCACGCUGCCUGCUGGCGGCUGAAGUUAGCCGCCGCAACACAUUCCCUCCUUUCAGCGUUUUUUUCGUGCAAACUUUGAGGCGCCAUAAAUCGACUAGAACCCAAAAGGCGAUUUUUCCAACUUUUUUGGAUUCAGGGUGUUCGAAAGUACAUAUAUACAAAGUUUCAUCGAAUUCCAAUACCUCGACCUUUCGCACUUCCCGUGUGAGACUUUUGCAAGAAUCAAACUUUCAGCGCCUAAUCCAAUUGAGCCGGUUGAGGAUGGAUUAGAUUUUCUGGGAUUUUUUCAAAGAAGUCAAGAAGAACCCCAAAAUAAUCGUAUGUGCUUCUGAGUAUUUUGCGAAAACCAAAUUUUCAGGUCCUGUUCAAGAUGAGCUGGUACAACACCCUUGGAAUGUCUGUGGAUACGUUCCAAGAGAGCCGGUAGAAAAAUCAGAAGUUAGAACCGCUUUGCAGUGGCAAGAAGUGGGUUACAAGAUCGAAGAGAUCAACAAGAGUGAGAAGAGCCUUUUGAUAGAAGUUUUCUUCCAUGAUACUCGCCCAUCUCAAUUGUAUUAUUUUUGCAGAAAACGAGAAGAGCUUUAACGUUUUAUCAGAAUGAUAAACAUUUGUCAAAAAACUUUCUUUUGUCCUGGCUGGAAAGAAAGCAAUUCGUUACAAGUGAGCUUUUCAUCAAAACAUCAAGGCGUCUCUUCCGGCUUGAAACGACAGCACUGCGUCAAUUUAAAAUUGUGACUCGUAACCUUGGAAUUUUAGAGUUGUCCCUAUAACAGUUAGGGGGGCGGGGGGGGAAUAUCCCUCUAGGGGGCCGAAAAAAAGUAGGCCCUAUGGGGAUAAAAUCCAGGUGGUCUCUAUAUGAGUUUAAAUUCGGACUCCUUAGCCUCUAAGCUUGAGUGGUCCCUACAGGGGUUUUCCAAUUUUUUUCAAAAAGGGUUAUUUGUUUAGAUUUUUGCGUGGAAAUUCUUCUUUACAUAGAAUUCAUAAAAAUUAUCGACUAGCAUGUCCCCUAUGAGAGUUACUAGCUGAUUCCUGUGAGAAUCCACUCCUUCAAGGGCUUGUGGAGUGAUCCCUAGAAGGGAUCCUUCAAGAGCCGUAAUGUUGCCCCUAUAGGGACCACUCUGGAGUUCCUAAGAACAGUUUCGAGGAGGCAAGCGCGAAUUCAAAACAAUUUCGAGAAGCCCCUCGUGACUCUUUCUGUUUUACAUUUUGUAUUUUUUUCAUUAUGAAAUAGAAAAAAGAACACAAAAAGCUUCCUCGCUUUGAUACCGCGUUUGUCAUGAAAGAUCGUUUCAAGCUGUUAAUUUUUUUCAUUGCAAGAUUAAUAUAAAUUAUUUUUUUAAUAGACUUGGAAGCUCGUUCGAAAACUCUUAUUCGUUUGAUUGAGAAUCUCAGUGAAGAUAUCGAAAUAGUUUAUCCCUGGAUGUCCCUCGCGCAGAGUUCCAGGAAGUUGGAUAACACAAUAACUAAUGAAAUUAAAAUAAUAAUUGACAGCUGGGGCAAGCAAAUCGUCGUUCCCCCCUGUGAUGAUAAGCCUCAAAAAGCGACUUCAGGCUGUGAGGUUGGUAGCUCGAAAAAGAAUCUGAUAUGGAAAUUCAUAUUAGUCUGAGUUCAGAUAUCUCUAUAAAAUUGCUUAAACAACCUAUGAUGGAAUGAGAAUCUUCGAACAACCUUUUUGUUUUGGAAAUAUCAUUUUUUAAAGUUUUUAUUGACAUUUUGAUAUAUCAAAAUGUCAAUAAAAACGACCAUUGGAAUCAUGAUGACAUUUAAAAAAAAAAAUAAAAUUAGACAUUGAAUUUCAAACGAUCUCUCAUUAUUAUGACAUGCUGAUCUGUCAAAUAGACACAUUUUGACUUUUCAUUCAGCCAAAAUUCUAACAUUCCAUAUUUUGGAUAAAAUGGUAUGAAAUUGUUGACCAAAAGAUUGAUCGAAAGAUAAUUUCUUCAAAGUCUAGUCCAUAUGCCUUUAAAGUAAAACAUGAGUAUCAUUAGUCGUCAUUUAUACUAAAAAUAAUAUUUCAUUUUGAGAAAACUUUAAAGGAUAAAACUGACCAGAGAGCCUACUUUGAAGCGUUUUUCAGAGAUCUCUCAAACGGCCUCAACCGUUUUCCAAUCCCCAUGUUCGCAAAAUUUGAAACGGAAAAAAAUGUCACUCUACCGUUGACUUUUUGCUACACUAAUACCAAUAGAAACGAUGUUCAUCCUGCCUUCGGACUGUUUUGCGAUGACUUGGGAAAGCCUCUUGUAGUAAGUUUCCAGAUUUGAUUUUUUUUUUCUCUCAAUAAAUUUUUGAGAAUCUGAAUGAAAAAGCACAGUCAUUUUGUUUCAAUUGUACAUAGUCAGGGUGGCACGGAAGAAAUUUGCGGAAGAAAACUUGAAUUGAAAUUUCAGCGGUGUAAAAUUUUUUUCAUCGUAAAAAAGUUGAUGAUAGUGAAUCUAGGAGUGUUUGGAAAAUGAAAAUCAAAAAAACUAUUUUAAUUAAGCUCUCAUCGUUUAGAAACAUCCGAAAAUGGCACUUCCUUCCGUCUUCCGUCUUUCGUAAAACUGUUUUUGGACUUUUUCUAAAUGAUGGUACCCUUUUUAAAAAUAACUUUUCGAUAUUUAUCUUCAAAAUGCACAUAAGUUCACUAUUAACAACUUUUCUCCGACGAAAAAAACCUUGUCUUUCAAAAAUUCCGAUUCAACUUCAGUUCCGCAAAUCUCUUCCGCGCAACCCUGAUUGUAGUGCUGUUCUCACAGCUGGGUACGACUUUAAGAAAAUUUCUCACGAGGAGUCAUGAAAUUCACCCUUUUGAUGAGGCUUUUGAAUCUAUUCUUUUUAAAUAUUUGUAUCUCGGUUCGAAACUACUGCACGUGCGAAGAAGACGACGAUGGGAACGGCUGUUGGGGAAAUUCAAAUUGUCCAUGUUACAAGCUCAAUGAACGCAUGAAGAACAUGUCGCUCAGCAGUAGACCAAUGGAAUUUGUAUUUUGCUUCACUUCUUCUCUUCAAAAUCAAACUCUUUUCAGUCCACUUACCGGCCGUGUAUCAACUUCGAUCCAAAAAAAGAUGAUUUCAUCACUAAAGUCGGGUUUGCCUGUGGAUCUUAUUGCUCUUGCAAAGGAAAGUGCGGCAACAAUGUUCUGCAGCACGCUAAAAAUCCCAUCUACGAGUUAGUUUGCAGUUUGAACUACAAUACUUUCUUUUUUGAGUUGUUCAGGCAGUUGAACAAAAAUUAAGGAUAGAGAGGAACCCUAUACAUAAAAAUCAAAACAUAAUUUUUGAUGAGUUUAUUAUAUAAUAUAUAUUGAUGAGUGAUCGAUAGGCCUAUCCAGUAAUCCAGUAUUAAAGAAGUUCUAAACUUAGAGUGUGCAAAGCGGAAAAAGCGAGAAAACGGUAUUUUUACGAUUCUCGCUAUUUAAAUUUUCUUAUGCUGUAAAAAACUCAAACAAGAGAUAAUCCAAUGAUCCAAAUUGCCUAACGUUGCAAAUUUUUUCACAAUUGAGAGUCUACAACCCGUCCAAUGAUCUCUAAUUAGGAAAAUAUUGAGUUUUAAAUAAAGUGCGCAAGGAAUUAUGGAACACCCUAAUAAUUUAGGUUUGAAGUGUCUUGGCGAAAUAUAAGAGUUGGCUUCGGACUUAAAGCAAUGACAUUUAUCCCGGCAGGUGACCUUAUUGUUUUUCUAUUUCUUUUUUUUUUGAAAAAAAAUUUUCAGGAUCUCCGAUUAUGCAGUAUACCGGCUUUAUUCGUAAUCAUUGCACAAGAAGAAGCUAUAGUUUGAAGCUUCAUGAUCCGAAAAACUUGGGUCCCUUAGCGGAGAUCUUGAAAGAAAAUUUGCACCCUAUAAUCAUGGUUUACAUUUUCGAGUUUUUCUCAAUCAAGCAAUUAAUUUUUUUCCAGCGGUAUUACUCUAACGAAUAUUAUGUGGAUUUGUGGGAAAUUUCGAACGUUGCCCGCUUUUUGAAUCAUGGAUGCUUUCCAAACGUUGCAUGCUACAGGUUGGGAGAAGCCUUUGAUGCGUUUGAAAAAUGAACCUUCCAGAGUUUACGCUAACGGACUGACCCCGUAUGAUGCGAACAUUGUUCUUGUUGCCCUCGAGGAUAUUCUCCCUGGAACAGAAGUCUGUUGCAAAUAAAAAUUUCGAUAAACUUUCAAUCUUUUCUAGCUGCUUAUGGACUUCGGUCCGGACUACCUGAAGGGCUGCACAAAAACUGGGGUCUGCGGGUGCGGAGGCUUAGGCUGUCCGAGCAUGACCGAUGUGAAGACUCUCGUCAAAUUCGAUAAUGACGCGGUUUGUGAAAAAAUGAAUACAUUUAUUUUGACCAUAUCAAGAUGAAAAAUUUGCUUCGUGUGAGGCAAAUGCGAGUCAAUGGACGGCGGGAUGAAUUGGUUGGAUACGAGAGUAAGUUUUUGAUAUUUAUAGAAAAAAAAACAAUCCUUUGUGUCAGUAAACUUUUAGCUGGAAAAGUUUUGAAGUGUUUUUACGAACAAUCUCAAAACGAAUAAUCCAAUCAUUUAGGUGAUCCUCUCGCCCCGAUCAUGGUGUGA